Molecule: messenger RNA, 1323 nt
Organism: Fusarium pseudograminearum CS3096
Lineage: Eukaryota; Fungi; Ascomycota; Sordariomycetes; Hypocreales; Nectriaceae
Exons: 5
Coding region: 1-1323 (440 amino acids)
Molecular function (GO): catalytic activity
Source: RefSeq, a predicted model, not a curated record
AUGAGUUUAUACUUUGCUUCCCGGACUUUGAGGUCCAAGCCCACGCUCAUCAAUGGCUGUGCACGCGGCCUACGUCAAUAUUCCAGUGCCGUAGGGACCGGACUUCCACUCGAGGGCAUUCGCGUUCUGGACAUGACCAGAGUCUUAGCAGGGCCGUAUUGUACUCAGAUUUUGGGCGAUCUUGGCGCUGAGGUGAUCAAAAUCGAGCAUCCUACUCGAGGCGAUGACACCAGAGCAUGGGGACCUCCGUACGCCAAAUACAAAGAAGGAUCAUCAGCAAAAGGGCCUGGAGAGUCGGCAUAUUUCCUAGGGGCAAACCGAAACAAAAAGUCACUUGGCCUAUCCUUCCAGCACGAAGAAGGUGUCCAGGUUCUUCACAAACUUGCGGCAAAAUGCGACGUCUUGGUUGAGAAUUACCUCCCAGGAACACUGAAGAAGUAUUCCAUGGACUAUGAAACCCUCCGUAAAAUCAACCCGGGUCUAAUAUACGCCUCCAUCACUGGAUAUGGUCAGACAGGACCGUACGCAAGCCGGGCAGGAUACGACGUUAUGGUGGAAGCCGAAUUUGGUCUUAUGCACAUCACCGGAGAAAGAGACGGUCCUCCAGUAAAGGUUGGUGUUGCGGUGACAGACUUGACAACUGGUCUUUACACCAGCAAUAGCGUUAUGGCUGCUCUCCUUGGUAGGGCUAAGUCAGGAAAGGGCCAACAUAUCGAUGUUGCAUUGAGUGAUUGUCAGACAGCAACAUUGGCAAAUAUCGCCAGCAGCUGCUUGAUCAGUGGAAAGAAGGAUUCGGGGCGCUGGGGCACAGCUCAUCCUUCCAUCGUGCCUUACAAGUCAUUCGAGACCAAAGACGGAGGUAUUCUCUUUGGUGGAGGCAACGAUCGUCUUUUUGGUGUUCUCUGCGAUGGUCUGGGUCAACCUCAGUGGAAGGACGACGUGCGCUACAAGACCAACGCCGACAGAGUCAAAAACCGCAACGAUCUAGAGACUAAGAUCGAGGCUAUGACGGAACUCAAGACAACACAGGAAUGGCUUGAGAUUUUCGAGGGCAAGGGCUUGCCGUAUGCUGCCAUCAACGACGUCCAAGGAACGCUCAACCACGAACAUACAAAAGCCCGCAACAUGGUGAUCGAGAUGGAACACGAUGAGUGCGGUCCUUUGAAAAUGGUCAACACACCUGUCAAGUUCUCAGAAACGCCUCCUACAAUUCGCAGCGCACCACCCAUGCUGGGACAACACACAAAUGAGGUGUUGCAAGAGCAUCUUGGGUUGAGUGAAGCUGAAGUUGAUGUACUGAGAGAAAAGGGUGUUAUCGGAUAG